UACCAGAUGACGGGAAUGAAGAUAUAUGCACCAUGUGCAAGAGGCUUAUUACUGAGGCGCUUGAUCUCCUUAUUGAAAACAGGACCCAAAAAUUGAUCAUUGAAAUGCUUCAUGCUACGUGCUCUGAAGUUCGGUCUUUUAAGCAGCAGUGCAUCACUUUGGUGGACUAUUAUGCUGCUCUCAUUUUCUCCGAGCUUGCUUUGAUUACACUUGGUAAUUUAUGUGAAAAUGCCAAUCUCUAUGGAUUGACAUUCACUGCUGGACAACUCUAUCAAGACAAUUGUGUGUUUUGCCAUCAUGCUGUUGAUGAAGUUCUAAUUAAAUUGAGAGAUCCUGACACACAGUUGGAGAUACUUGAGUUGCUUCUGAAAGGUUGUGAUGCUGUGGAGGGCUUGGUGAGAAAGUGCAAGAGAAUGGUGUUCGAAUAUGGAUCUAUAAUCCUCAACAAUACCCUACUCUCAGAAUUGAGGUUGCAAAUGCAGCUUGUGAUUCACUUGAUAGGAUGAGGGAUGAAAGCAAGAAAGCAACACCUAAGCUAGUCUACAUGGAGCGCAGCUACCUGACAGUUGAUUUCUUCAGGAAGCUUCCUCAAGAUAUUGAGAAAGGCGGCAACCCAACACAUUCAAUUUUUGAUAGAUACAAUGACUCAUAUCUUAGGCGAAUAAGAGCAACAAUUUUUUCUUACGUUAAU
This is a messenger RNA of Vitis riparia (riverbank grape), 691 nucleotides long. RefSeq lists its product as uncharacterized. Gene Ontology annotation, biological process: lipid metabolic process. The transcript has a single exon. Lineage: Eukaryota; Viridiplantae; Streptophyta; Magnoliopsida; Vitales; Vitaceae. The coding region runs from base 33 to 506 and encodes 157 amino acids. The record is from RefSeq and is a predicted model, not a curated record.